UACUCUAUCCCCUUCUGAUUAUAACUCUUAUUCAUAGUGUUUUUUAUAUGCAUGAAUUAGUUGAAAGGAACAUAGGAACACAGAAAUGAUCACAGAAAUAUCAUUUGCUUCUAAUUUAAGUUCAGAAAGUUGUUUCUUUUAAAAAUCCAGGACUGAUGGCAAUUUCUACUGUUCAGACUGACAAGGUUAACACUUUGGAUACCAACAAGUCUUCAAAGUCUAAUUUUCUUUCUUUCAUUGGAGCACAUGAGAUUUUCAUGCCACUGGCAUGGGUGGCAGCGCUGAGAGAGCUAGUUCUCAACUGCAUGUUAAUGUUUAUGCAAACAGGCUCAAUAAUGGGCUGCUUGGACUCAAAUGAAGUUGUUGCUAUUAAACACAAUUCCAUAGUAGAAGACUUGUUGCUAUUAAAUAAAUUAGACUUUGAAGACUUGUUGGUAUCCAAAGUGUUAACCUUGUCAGUCUGAACAGUAGAACUUGCCAUUAGUCCUGGAUUUUUAAAAGGAACAACUCUCUGAACUUAAAGUAGAAGCACAUGAUAUCUAGUUUAUGUGUUCUUAUGCAAAUAUAUAUAAUGAGAAUGUUUGGUCACUUGGUGGCUUGGUGCCAUUUAACAGAGUUUAG
Molecule: messenger RNA, 621 nt
Organism: Arachis stenosperma
Lineage: Eukaryota; Viridiplantae; Streptophyta; Magnoliopsida; Fabales; Fabaceae
Exons: 2
Coding region: 156-464 (102 amino acids)
Source: RefSeq, a predicted model, not a curated record